Molecule: messenger RNA, 3712 nt
Organism: Pseudoliparis swirei
Lineage: Eukaryota; Metazoa; Chordata; Actinopteri; Perciformes; Liparidae
Gene: asic4a
Product: acid-sensing (proton-gated) ion channel family member 4a
Exons: 11
Coding region: 170-1873 (567 amino acids)
Biological process (GO): sodium ion transmembrane transport
Cellular component (GO): membrane
Molecular function (GO): ligand-gated sodium channel activity
Source: RefSeq, a predicted model, not a curated record
ACGGCAGCAGCAGCAGCAGCAGCAGCAACUAACUCUCUCCUGUCUUUUUCUUUCCUUUCUGGAGUUGCUUUCUGCUCAGAGGACAAAAGCCAAGGAAGUAGAAGAGAAGUGAUCCGGGGCUGAAAGCUGCUAUUAAAAACUAAACCAAAACGCAGACCUGGCUGCCCCCAUGCCUAUCGAAUUUGUUUGCAAAAUCAAAUUUGCAGAAGAGGAUGAGAAGCAGAAAAGCAAGCCGGAUGGGGACAAGGAGAGCCUGAUCGAGGAGAGCUGCACACCUCCGGCUAAGCACUUGGCCGGAUUUGCUAACUCCUGCUCUCUUCAUGGGAUUAACCACAUCUUUGUCUCCGGUCGCCUGGGCAUCCGGCAGACGAUUUGGACUCUUGCUUUUCUGACUUCCCUGGCACUGUUUCUGUACCAUGCUGCUAAGUGUGCCAUCUCUUACUUGGAGCACCCUCAUGUGACUGCUCUGAAUGAGGAGGCGAGCCCAGAGAUGGUUUUCCCCGCUGUGACCAUCUGCAAUAUCAACCGCUUUCGCUUCUCUGCGCUCACCGAUGGCGACAUCUACCACCUGGCAAACUUGACGGGACUGCCCCCCAAAAACAAGGAUGGGCACAAACCGACUGAUUUAAUGUAUCCCGCCCCUGACAUGCAGGACAUCUUCAACAGGACAGGACAUCAGUUAGAAGAGAUGCUCAAGAGCUGCAAUUUCAGUGGACAGAACUGUUCAGUCGAGGACUUCUCUGUGGUUUACACCCGAUAUGGGAAAUGCUAUACCUUUAAUGGCAACAAGACGACAUCCAGGAAAAGCAAACAGGGUGGAAUGGGAAAUGGGCUGGAGAUCAUGUUGGAUAUCCAGCAGGAUGAGUAUCUGCCCAUCUGGAGAGAGACAAAUGAGACGUCCCUGGAGGCCGGCAUCCGAGUUCAGAUCCACAGUCAGGACGAGCCUCCCUACAUCCACCAGCUGGGCUUUGGCGUCUCUCCGGGUUUCCAGACCUUUGUUUCAUGUCAGGAGCAGAGGCUGACCUACCUGCCCCAGCCCUGGGGGAACUGCCGCUCCACCAGCAAAGAGAAGUUCCCGGGAUACGACACAUAUAGCAUCAGUGCAUGUCGCCUGCUCUGCGAGACCAACGAGGUCCUGCGAGUGUGCGGCUGCAGGAUGGUGCACAUGCCCGGAACUGCAGAUAUCUGCCCUCCCAAUAAAAUCAACUGUGUUGAUAAAGCACUCGCCCAGCUACAGAAGAACAGUGGGGAUACAUGUCCAUGCGAGACACCCUGUAAUCUCACCCGCUACGGUAAAGAGCUCUCCAUGGUCAAAAUCCCCAGCAAGGGCUCUGCUCGCUAUCUCUCCAGGAAAUACGACAAGUCAGAGGACUACAUCAGAGACAACUUCCUGGUCUUAGAUAUCUUCUUCGAAGCUCUCAACUAUGAAACAAUUGAGCAAAAAAAAGCCUACGAUGUUGCAGGUUUAUUAGGUGACAUUGGUGGACAGAUGGGCUUAUUCAUUGGAGCCAGCAUCCUGACAGUCUUAGAAAUACUGGAUUAUAUCUAUGAGAUGAUCAAGCACCGGCUCCAACGCCUGCUGAGGCCCAAGAAAGAGGAUAAGAAGAACAAGAGCAAGCCGCCGACCAGCACUGUUGCAACAGUGGGUCUCGAGGAAAUAAAAGCAAAGUCUUUACCACAGUGCGAAGCACGUCUUCCCCUGGAGCUUGGAUUUAUGAUUGCACAACUUCAUUCUCAGGAGCCGACUGACACGACCCAGAGCCACCCAGAGGGAGCGUACGCCAACACGAUCCUCCCCAACCACCACCACCCUGUCCCACACCCCCACCACCACGCCGGGCACCACGGGGUAUUUGAGGACUUCGCUUGCUAAAACCAACCGUCGUCCUGGUGACGCCAAAAGAUUUUAAAAAACGCCUGUGUUCAGAUCAAUAACGGACCCUUGGCAUUUACGUCUCUCAUUUGCUGUCACCAGUGAAAAGCUACAGCAAAAGUCAAACACCGAACUCGUGCUGCUAACAAAGCACUUGUACAUAUACAGUAGGCACAACAUGGACACCGCUUUUCUUUUUUUUCCUCCCGGAUGGGACACCUCAACUUUUUGCAUCAGGACCAAUUUUUGGGACAUGAUCACGACAAUGGGACAAGAGGACUGUAUUUCACCUUAAUCAAGUUCAAAUCCCAGUGAUUUAUUUAUUCAGCUAGCGUCUCUGAUUUCUUUCUGUCUGUAUCUCUCCAUUCAUCCCUUCUCCAACUGUUCCUCCUACUUCACGGAAAACACACUGUACCAUUGAAAGACAUGUUCUAAAUGAUGUAUUCAUUGAAAGAGAUACUAUUAUAUAUAUGUUCUAUAUUGUAUACAAGGUGACAAUACUCACAGAAAACAAAUCGUACUCGUGUUACAUCCACUCAAAAUACGAGGGGAAUUAUUUAGGCUGAACUGUAGACCUUGGCUUUAGAUCUAGCAGCAUCUUUCCACAUGAUAAACUGUGUCUGGUUUGUGCUUGAGGUGUUAGAGAGUAGCAUUGUACCUGUACAUAAAGUCUAACUUUAAAAUGAGAACGUUUUAAAGUUCUGUUUCAAUGGUUGUCGCUUAGAUUCAGUUAAUAUAUAAUUAAUGUCAUAAUAAUUUGAGUUAUUAAUAGAGGAGAUUUUUCUAUGACAAAAGCGGUCACGAUUGUAGCAAAUACUCACAUUUACAAUCUGCAGGUAUGGUAGACUGCCAAACAUCAAUCAAUACAUUUGUCCAGAAAACCAAAAUGGACUGUAUGGAUCGUGACUAUUAUCUACAUCGUUUUCUUUUUUGAGUCCUGGUUUUUCUAAGAUGACACACACAUCCUGGAUUAGGAGUUAUGUGAUCUAAGUACAACCGUUAUGACAUGUUUGUACUCAGAUUAUUCUUAUUCAAUGCAUUUCUGCCCACCGUCCACUCUUCACUUUGGUUAGCACCAUAACUUCAAGCUGACAUAAGCAAUAAGAAACCGAAUUUAGUUUUUUGCCGAGUCAUCUCCUUCAGCUUGUGAGGCCUCUGUAGAAGUGUAGCAGCUAUUUACUGUGUGCAUGUGUGUGUGAGUGAGUGUGUAUGUGGUUGUUUGUUUGUUUGUUUGCAUGUGCACUUUAACAUCCUGCACACAUGACUGAGCACAUUAGGCUGAUGCGAUUCGGUGGGAAAAAAAGGUUUGAAAAUCGACAUAGUUAGCAAAAAAAAGCAUAGAGUGUUAUUGCAGUAGUAAGGUUUAUAUCUAAUAAACGUAGAGUUAGAUUUAAAAAAUUGCUCUGGAAGCUAAAAUAGUCUUACUGGGUAACUUAAUCCUCAAUUGACGGGACAAAGACAAAACUUAUUUGAAGAGCACAAGUUAGCCAAGAGGGAAUGAAGACUAAAAAAGGAGACCUUCACAUUGAUUCACUCAUAAUCAUGUUGUUAUCACGGAUGGUCGGCUUGCUUAUUUGAACUUAAACAACACUUUACCCCGACUUUGUGAGGCUUUGGUCUUUCUUCUUCUUCAGAACUAACUCUAUAAAUUGAGAUGUUUUGGAUUACACUGUUAAAAAAUCAACAACGGUCCCAACUACACUGUCAUAUAAGUGGGACCAACCACAACAAACAAAGUAGUUCAGGUAUUAAUUUUACGGCACAUUUAUAGGGCAUUGUUACUGUCGGUGGUCAAAAAUGGGGUCCAGCUCUUUAAAAUCACUUUGUAGUUUUUCAGCA